Drosophila melanogaster (fruit fly) is the source of this 2819-nucleotide messenger RNA. RefSeq lists its product as uncharacterized. NCBI's taxonomy places the organism in Eukaryota, Metazoa, Arthropoda, Insecta, Diptera, Drosophilidae. Gene Ontology annotation, biological process: regulation of mitochondrial ATP synthesis coupled proton transport; positive regulation of sensory perception of pain. The transcript is spliced from 2 exons. Gene Ontology annotation, molecular function: protein-lysine N-methyltransferase activity. Bases 52 to 666 code for a protein of 204 amino acids. The record is from RefSeq and is marked reviewed. Gene Ontology annotation, cellular component: mitochondrial membrane.
AAUCGCUGAAUACUAAGCAAUUGAGGUAAACAUGAAUUUCUGAUAAUAGAAAUGGAACUCCUCAACGAAUCUGCUCCGAAUCCGCUUGCCAAGACGCCGAAAAGUGGCAUGUCCACGGGCGGCAAGAUCCUGAUAGCAGCAACGGGCGGAGUAGGUAUCGGUCUGUCGAUUGUGUGCGCCUCCUUUGUGGCGCCUGCAUUCCGGAGGAUUUGCUUGCCUUAUGUGCCAGCGACGACCGAGCAAAUACAGAACGUUCUCAGCUUCCUGCCCAAGAAUUCGGCCGGAAAACUGCUGGACAUUGGAUCCGGCGACGGACGGAUUGUAGUGGCUGCGGCACAGCAUUGUGGUGCUCUAAAAGCAGAUGGCGUGGAGCUAAACCCAUGGCUGGUCUACUACUCGCGCCUGGCCGCGCUGCGUCACAGCGUUUCCAAACGGACGAGAUUUUUUCGGCGAGAUCUCUGGAAGUUCGAUAUAAAGGACUACAACUUCGUGGUCAUUUUUGGGGUUGAGCAGAUGAUGCAAGAUCUAGAACACAAACUCAUUGCUGAGUGUCCGCACAACACCAAGAUUAUCGCCUGCCGCUUUCCACUACCCAGCCUAGAGCACGUGAAGAUUAUAGAGGACGGAGUAAACACCGUCUGGUUCUACGACCUGAACAAAAGCUAGCAAAAGUUUUAUUAAAUUGGUAUUUUUAUUGUUUUUCUCAGUAAGAAAACAAUGCUUACGAUAAAUGCUGGAAGGGUUGGUCAGUUAUACAAACUUUAUACCUCAAGGGAAUACAAAAAGGACGAGGACAUGACGUGAGUAGCUAGCACCGCUAGCCGGAAUACCAAAGAUGAAGGAACAUUAAAAGUGGAGGCAGUGAAGGUGGCAACCAGCUACGCUAGAAACGGCGACCCAUGUAAAUACACUUGGUGGCCUCCUCGCGAUAGACAUCCACGAAACCGAUUCUGGAAUAAAAGUUCACCUGGGCGACAUCUUGUUGCGGAACGCGAACGUGAGCACCAAAGCAGCCGUUCGCACGCAGGGCGGCCAGAAGUACGGUGAGCAUCCGCUUGGUUAUUCCCGAGUCGCGCUCCUCCGCUUCGCGCAAAGUUCCGGAGAUCAACACGGCAGGGAAGGAGCCGCUCACCUCUACGGGACACUGGUCCAGAGCCCCGUUACCGCUGCUGUCAUGAUAACUCUCCACAAGGGAGGUGACGAGCUGUACAACCUCCUCGCCACCCUCCAGUGGACAAAUAUCUCUAGAGUACUUCUCACGCAGUUCCGUGUACCAGCACAGCUCCAGGUUGCGUCGAAAUAUGUUGACAUCCAGGGCGGCGCAUGAAUAUCCAAUGAUACGGUUACUCUCGUCGUAGGCCACAAUGCACAGUUGCGGACUGAGGGUGAGAUAUCCACCGAUCAGCCCAUCCGCCACAAUGUUUGGCACAUUCGCCGGCAGCGGGAACGGAAUGUGCCUGCCUCCGUCCAGCUCUCCCCGCCACUGCAAAUACAGGCGAGUGCACAAAUCGUUGACUUGCUGUUCGUCCGAAUUGCAGUAAGGUCUCAAGAGAUAGUAGUUGGCCGUGGGCUGUUCCGGAAGCUUGUACACGAACAGGUCGUUGCCCGAGUCCACAGGCAUCAGGCGUUGCAGGUCGGCAAUGAGGCCGCCUCUAAAGACCCACGGCUCCUGAUCACCAGACAUGAACGCCUCCUUCCAGCCCUUGCUAAACCCUGACACGUUUUAAGUAUAUUAGGGCAACGCUAAAAUAUCGAUCGGUUGGUUCACUUACAUGUGUAGCUGCCCUCUGUGUAGGAAGACGUAUUUUGCGGGAAAUGGCCGAGAGCCAGCCACUUAACAUAGCAAUUGAGCAGAGAUAGGGCGCCGGAGAUGUCCCACAUAUACGAGUACAGCUCGUGGCAAAUCUCCUUGUUCGGGCAAUUGGCGAUCUUAAUUAGGAGCUCUACUACAGCACUGCAGAGUUGGUCGAACUGCUCGCGACGCUGGUGCCACUCGCUAACCUCCGGCUUGUCUGAUUUAAUUGCAUCGCCUCCGCCGCCGGCAGACCGGUCCUGCAGUAUCACAUUAGCGUUGCCCUUCAGCCAGUUGAAUUCCACGAGCAGCUUGUGGCCGCGACUGCCAUGUUCGAAGGGCAGAUAGAACAGGUCGCAGAGAAGAACCAAAUCGUCAACGGUUAUUCCUUCGCCUUCGAUGGUACUGAGAUGGGAAAUCUUUACAAACUCUCACUCCAAAAUGGAGAAUUCAAAAGACAUACUUAUUAUCGUUAGUCCUAUCAGACUGAGCUUCAGUUUCCUCGCGCAUUUCCGCAUUUGAGAUCGGCGACGAAGUCCCACUCUCCACAUGCAUACUCUAAAAGAGGAAAAGCAAGAAACGAAGAGGUAAUGAGAUGCCGGAUACAUACAGAUGCAUACUUACAUGCACAUCGUUAACGGACUCCAUGAGAACAUCGUCGGCCACCACUUUAAUGGCCUCCUCCUCCCUUGGAGAGACCUGUGAUGUGAUACUGCUGCUGCACUCCAUUGGCUCAUUGACUACGCCACUUAGGGGACUAAGACUGUCAUCGUCCAGCAUUGUGUCCACACUAAGAUUGGCCACCGGUUCCUGCUUCCCCUCUAGGUUCACCUCCAGCUCUAGCCGCUCCUUCACGGAAUCACUAUUGGGCUCAAUUUCAUUGUCAUCGAAAACCGCAUUGUCCAAAGCCAGUUCCACGGAAGCCUCCACACUCUUUGUCUCCAUAAUGGGCACUGGGACAACGGAGAUCGGUAUUUUCUUGGGUAGUUCAAUGUUGCUGGCCGCUGUGGUCGGAAUGGGAUUGAUG